AUGUCAACUCGAAAAUAUGAAUCGGGUUAUUCGAAACUUAAAAAAAAGAAAAGAGUUGAAGCUUUGAUUGAAUCACAAAAAAGGGCUUUAGACAAAUUUGUUAAGACAAACAAAAAAAGUAAAAUUGAAAACACCGGUGAUUGCUCGCUAAAUGAACAAGUUAAUAAUGUAAACCAUGAUGAAAAUGAAAAUCGAGAAGAGGUAGUUGAUGAACAAGUUAACAAUAUAUAUGCUAAUGAAAAUAGAGAAGGAAUAGCUGGUGAAAAUGAAACUAGAGUACAAGUUAAUAUGCAAGAUAAUAGUGAUUCUGACACUCACAAUGAAGAUAGAGAAGAAGUAUUAGAAAAAUCCUCUCAUAAAAAUAUAUAUGACCCAAGUCAAUGGACAACUAUUGACACAAAUUUGAGAGAUUUAUUAGUAAAGAACGGCCCUAUAAAAAUUACCGAUAUAGAUUUUCCUAAGGAUGUAUAUGCAAGACACUUUUCUUCAUCACUUUACAUUCAACAGUUGUCUAACGGAGAAAAACGUGAAAGAAGAUGGUUGGUUUAUUCUCAAAAUUUGGAUAAAGUGUUUUGCUUCUGUUGUAAAUUAUUUAAUGCUCUUCCUAGUACAAGUAAAUUAGCACAUGAAGGUAGUAAUGAUUGGAGAAAUAUUAGUGCUAAGUUGAAGAGUCAUGAGACGAGUAAUGAUCAUAUUGUUAAUAUGAGUUUAUGUAUUGAUUUAGAAAUGAGGUUAUUAAAACAUAAAACAAUUGACAAGAAUAUUCAAGAAAGAAUUAAUAGAGAAAGAGAGCAUUGGAGAAAUUUAUUACUUAGAAUCAUUGCGGUUGUUAAAACUCUUGAUGAGAUUAUUGACGAUGAAGUUUUAAAAACUCCUCAAGAAUCAUUUAAAUCUGACUAUUUUUUAAAAAUUAAGGUCAUUGGAAAUUGA
Molecule: messenger RNA, 930 nt
Organism: Vicia villosa (hairy vetch)
Lineage: Eukaryota; Viridiplantae; Streptophyta; Magnoliopsida; Fabales; Fabaceae
Exons: 2
Coding region: 1-930 (309 amino acids)
Source: RefSeq, a predicted model, not a curated record